Messenger RNA from Cuscuta europaea, 993 nucleotides. Lineage: Eukaryota; Viridiplantae; Streptophyta; Magnoliopsida; Solanales; Convolvulaceae. The record is from the annotation of a GenBank genome assembly.
GCAGAUCGGAAGGCUGCGAUCAAGUCCACGCCGCACUCAGCUCCAUCGCUCCUCUACUAUCCGGCCUCUAGCUGUAUAUAUAUAUAUUUGCUCGAUUACUCACAUCAACAUUUCCACUAUCACAUUCAUUUAAUCAUCACUCUCAGGAGAUCAUAUAUAUCCAUCGAAAUGGAGUUUUCUAAUCAUCACUUCAUAAUUCCCAUCUACAUCAUCUCUGCUUUAGCCAUCACUACUCAAGAAACGGCAUCCCAAACUCUUCUCAAUGGCAAUAAUGUCGUCGGAUCCCCGACGCCCGGCUAUUUCGUGGCGAAACCCCCGAGGCGCGCCGGAUCACCGAAACCGGCCGUCGCUUCACAGAAGUCGGCUGUCAUCAAUCAGUUCGUCGACGGGCACAACCGGGCGCGAGCGUCGGUGGGCGUUCCUCCGGUGACGUGGAACGAGUCGGUUGCGGCGUAUGCGGAGGCGUACGCGGCGCAGAGGGCGGGCGACUGCGAGAUGGAGCACUCGGAUGGGCCGUACGGGGAGAACAUCGCGGAGGGGUACGGGGAGCUGAAGGCGUCGGACGCGGUGAACAUGUGGGUGGGGGAGCGGCCGUACUACGACCACGCGUCGAAUUCUUGCACCGGCGGGGAGGAGUGCCUGCACUACACGCAGGUGGUGUGGCGGGACACCACCAGUAUCGGUUGCGCCAGGGAAGUGUGCCGUAACGGCUGGAUGUUUGUCACCUGCAACUAUUACCCACCCGGCAACUAUAUCGGGGAACGUCCUUAUUAGUUUUCCACCCAAUAAUAUUAAUAUUAAUUAAUUAGAGAAAACAAAUAUCAGGAAAUCGUAUUACUGCUAUUUUUUCUUUUACUUACUACCCGUAUUUUUACUUCAGUGGCAGUGCUUUUUCAUUAGUUUCUAGGACAAUGAUAGUUAAUCUUCAUUCAUUAGUAAAGUUAUAAAUUCGUUUUAUUUUAUACUACGUAAUUGUUAUUAUGAGUCUUCUUA